Messenger RNA from Daucus carota subsp. sativus, 1052 nucleotides. RefSeq names its product glutathione S-transferase U8. The record is from RefSeq and is a predicted model, not a curated record. NCBI's taxonomy places the organism in Eukaryota, Viridiplantae, Streptophyta, Magnoliopsida, Apiales, Apiaceae. Gene Ontology annotation, cellular component: cytoplasm. Gene Ontology annotation, molecular function: glutathione transferase activity. The transcript is spliced from 2 exons. The coding region runs from base 250 to 912 and encodes 220 amino acids. Gene Ontology annotation, biological process: glutathione metabolic process.
AUACUUUUGACCACUAAAACCAGAUUGCUGGAAACAGGAAAGAAAUCAGUAAUUAAUAUUACUGAUUAAUUAGUUCCCUGAUCAAUAAAUAUUUUGUACCAGUAAUUAGAUGAUUUGUGCAUAGUUUUUAACCCAGUACUAAGCCUUAUAUAAAUAGCUCAUGAUCAUUUGCUUUGGAACAUUGAUUUUGCAGAGCUCAAAAGGCAAACAUAUAGUUUUUGAUUUUUAAAGAUUGCUUCUUUCUAGCAAAUGGGUGAUCAAGAAGUGAAGUUGCUUGGCGUAUGGGCAAGCGUUUUCAGUAAAAGAGUGGAAAUUGCACUAAAAAUGAAGGGAAUCAGUUAUGAAAUGGUGGCGCAAGAUUUGUCCAACAAGAGCCCUGAGCUUCUCAGGUACAACCCUGUUCAUAAGAAAGUACCUGUGUUAUUACACAAUGGCAAGGCGAUUUGUGAGUCUCUUAUAAUUCUUGAGUACAUCGAUGAGACAUGGAAGUCUGGACCUUCUAUAUUGCCUGAAGAUCCUUUUGCCAGAUCCACAGCUCGUUUUUGGGCAAAAUUCAUGGAUGAUAAGAUCCAUCCUGCUAUAUGGAAGAUCUGGGGGAGCCGAGGGGAGGAACGAGAAAAGACCAUUGAAGAAGCUACAGAACAUUUGAAAACAAUUGAAAAUGAGCUCAAAGGCAAAAAGUUCUUUGGUGGAGAUGAGAUUGGACUAGUUGACAUCGCUGGUAAUUUUGUUGCACUCUGGCUUGAUGUCAUACUAGAUUUGGUGGGAAUAAAAUUGCUUACGAAAGAGAAGUUCCCAAGAUUAAGUGAGUGGACUGAUGAUUUCCUUAGUAACCGCGUUAUCAAGGAAACUUUGCCUCCCAGGGAAGACUUAUUAGCCAUUUUCCGCUCUUUGUUUGGACAAUCUAAUUAACUUGAGCUGCUAGGAAUGUCAUUCGGUAGCUUUUUAAUGUGCCUUCACGGGGUGAUGAAGUUAUAGCUUUUCUGUUUUGCUUAUGAAUAAGAUUGUCUGUAUCAAGUUUCGACAUGAAUAAAGAACCUGUUAAGUCCAAA